This is a messenger RNA of Salpingoeca rosetta, 1696 nucleotides long. RefSeq lists its product as uncharacterized. The coding region runs from base 19 to 1602 and encodes 527 amino acids. Gene Ontology annotation, biological process: amino acid transmembrane transport. The transcript is spliced from 12 exons. Gene Ontology annotation, cellular component: vacuolar membrane. Gene Ontology annotation, molecular function: amino acid transmembrane transporter activity. The record is from RefSeq and is a predicted model, not a curated record. NCBI's taxonomy places the organism in Eukaryota, Choanoflagellata, Craspedida, Salpingoecidae.
GCUGCCGCUGCGCCUUGUAUGUUGUGUUUGCCCGCACAUAAGGCGACACACACACCGCCCGCCACCAUGGCUUAUGAUGGGUCUGAGAGCAUUGAGAUGGAGGCUCGCCUCCUGAACGGCAACGAACUCGACAACGACUACAACGAUGAGGGAGACUACAUUGAAGUGGGCAGCCGGCACCGCGUUGAAUCCAUGACCUCCAUCCAGGAGGAAGAUCCAGAUGCACACCUGUUGUAUGCGGACGUGGAUGAGGAUGACCUCAGCAGGCCCAGGGAGUCGUCCUGGCUGGCCACAUCCGCCACCAUCGUUUCAAACAUGAUUGGUGUUGGUGUGUUGGGGUUGCCGUAUGCGUUUGCCCAGAUGGGGUGGGCCGUGUCUGUGGUUGUGCUGGUGGUGCUGACGCUCAUCUCCAUGUACAGCUCCCUGGUUCUGGCCUGGCUGCGCGGCACCGCCUUUGACAUCACCACAUAUCCAAGCCUUGCCGCCUACGCCACCCGCGGCGCAGGCAAGCGCGGGUCUUCGUUUCACCGCCGCUUUGCCCAGAUUGUGCUGUACACGUAUCUCCAGGGCGUCUGCACCAUCUACCUCAUCACCAUGAAGAUUGCGAUUGAGGAGAUAUUCCAGCGGUGCGCGGAGGACGGCCCCCACUCCACGUCCGACACCUCCCACACCACCGACCCGGCCCUCGCCUUUGCAUGCCAGCCCGCAAGCUGCGCCCCAGACGGCGUCGCUAACCUCCCAGACACGCUGUGGCUGGUGAUUGCUGCUGGCUUUGUGUUCCCGUUUGUGCAUUUCCGCCGCCUUGCCCACGCCACGUGGCUCUCCGUCCUCGGUGUCAUCACCAUCCUUGCUGUCAACGGUGUCAUCGUCUACAGGUGUGUGCAGCGCAUCAUUGACGGAACGCAUGCGCUGGACCGGAUUGAGAAGUUCCACCGCACAUUCCGCGGCCUCAUCAACGGCAUCACCACCACCGCCUUUGCAUACGGCGGUCACGGUGUCAUGUUGGACAUUUUGGCCGAAAUGAAGGAGCCUGCCAAGUUUCCCCGCGCCGUGUAUGCAUCACAGGGGUUCAUGUUCUUCAACUACGCCGUUGUCGGGUUCCUUGGCUACGGCGCGUUUGGCGGGGCAGUGACCUCCCCCAUCACCAUUUCGCUGCCGGACGGGUGGCUGCAUGUGUUCACCAACUCCUGCCUCCUCCUCCACGUCGCCGCGGCGUACUGCAUCAACAGCACCGUCUUUGUCAAGAACCUGUUCAAGCUGCUGUGGCCAACGCUCUACCGCUCGCAGUACCACGCAAAAGAAAAGGCGAUUCGAUGGGGAUUUAUUGCCACGAUUGUGCUGCUGCUGGCCUUCACCAUUGCUGUUGUCGUGCCAUACUUUACCGACGUCAUGGACCUGUUCAGUGCCGUGAGCAUCUUCUCGCUGUCAGUGUGGCUGCCUGCGCUGCUGUUCAUUGAGAACAGGAAAGGGGACAUGUCAACCCUCCUCAUCUUCGUGAACGUCGUCAUUGUCUUCUUCGGCCUCGCCGGCGUUGGGCUCGGCCUGUGGGCCGCAAUGGACGGCGUUGUGGAGAAGAUCAAGGAGUGCAGCCUUGGCGUGUGAACACCUACACUCGCACACAUACACACACGCACGCACACGCACACACACACGCACACACACACACACACACACACACACACACACACACACACAC